AUGUUGGACAAGACUGAUAAGCUCCUGAGAUUGACUAAAAAACUUACUGAGGAUGUGAAAGUUAUAAAAACCGAACAUGAGUCGAGAAUUGCUCAUCUAGAGAAGAACGUGGAAGAGCUAAAGGGAAAUCUAAGGGGAUUGGUGGAAAUAAGAAAAGAAGCCAUGAAUAGUAGUGAAGACGGUCUUAAAAAGGUUAAUGAGAAAUAUGUUGUUAUGGAAGCUCAACCAAUUAGUAUUAUUCCGCCUUCAGCUACCAGGUCGAAUAAGAAGAAUCUGGAGACAAGUUCUCAAGGGGUGGGCACACAAGUUGUUAUUGAUACCAUUGAUCUAUCUAGGAAUAUUAUUGAGCCAGAUAAGAAGCCACCGAUUAUUAUUGUUUCACAGGCUACUCAGGAGAUACCUACAGAAAAAGUUGAAGAGAAGUCCUUUGAACAGGAAAAGGAGAAAGAUCAAGAGAAAACUGUUGAACCAGAAAAGGCAUUAGUCAAGCAGCAGAAUGAUGAUGAUGAUGACUCAUUAGGUAUCAAAGGGCCUUUAGAUAUUGGAAAUAUGAGUGCAUCAUAUUUAUUGGAGAUCACAACUAUGAUGUAA
Molecule: messenger RNA, 591 nt
Organism: Cryptomeria japonica (Japanese cedar)
Lineage: Eukaryota; Viridiplantae; Streptophyta; Pinopsida; Cupressales; Cupressaceae
Exons: 3
Coding region: 1-591 (196 amino acids)
Source: RefSeq, a predicted model, not a curated record